This is a messenger RNA of Symbiodinium sp. CCMP2592, 516 nucleotides long. The record is from the annotation of a GenBank genome assembly. Lineage: Eukaryota; Dinophyceae; Suessiales; Symbiodiniaceae.
GCAGGCCGCCACGUCCGAGAGUUCGAGGAGGCGAUGACGCUGCUAAAGAAGCGGGCCAAGGGCAAAAAGGGCCAAGACACGGACCUGGGGUUCCGAAGGCUCCUGGAGGACCAAUACGCCUACGAGGCCCUUGAAUGGGAGAGAACUGCUGCUUUGGACGAGUGCCAGAGGCUUACAGAGGAGAUGGCCAUACUCGCUGACGCAGCCCGACGUGCAGGAGAGUUUGACCGCCACCUCCGACACCUUCUAUCGCAGAUACGCGAGGCAACUCCCGAGGAGUGCAGGACUCUUGCAGACGGGCAAACUCUGAAGAAGCUGGCGAAGGAGCAGGCCGAGGGCGAGGCCGAAGCCUGUGCGCAGUGUGAGGCGUUGGCUGCCAGAGGUGGUGAAAUGAAGGAGGCAUGGCGCCUUCUUUCACUGACAUGGGCUUCCAUGAAGAUCACCUCAAGGCCUGAUAGCACCUCGCGGACCUAUGCUGAUGCGGCUCCCAAAAAGGCUUCGUCUUCGUCUUCGUGA